This is a messenger RNA of Vanrija pseudolonga, 603 nucleotides long. RefSeq lists its product as uncharacterized. The record is from RefSeq and is a predicted model, not a curated record. The transcript has 2 exons. Bases 1 to 603 code for a protein of 200 amino acids. NCBI's taxonomy places the organism in Eukaryota, Fungi, Basidiomycota, Tremellomycetes, Trichosporonales, Trichosporonaceae.
AUGUCCCGCCAGCAACCACGUACCCGCGCCUCAACACUGAGCCCAGUCCCGGCGGAGCACCUCCUCAACGCUGAGCCGCUGCCCACCAACGACCCGCACAUCGUCGUGUUCCGCCGCAUGCGCUUCCAUGUCGCAUUCACCGAGCCGCGCUGGGCGCCCAUCAUCCUCAGCUCGGACGGCGUAGCGUUCCACUUUGACCUCGCUCUGCUGGGUGAAGUGUCGCGCUUCUUCCACCGCCUCCAGAUGCUGCCCUCGCACCGUACGCCGUUCGCGUCCGACCCCACCGCCAUUGCUCUCCACGUCGCCAAGUACGAGGCGCUGGCCGUCAUCCUCACCCUCGUCCGCGACGACCAUGUCUUCCUUACUGGCCUUCGCCAUGUCCCUCCCGUCCCCAUCAGCCACGAGAACCCCGAGAUCCGCGUCAACUUCUACGAUAUCUGUUUCGCGUACGAGUUCAGCCCGCGUAUCACGUGGUUCCUGCCCCACCCCGCCUGGGCUGGCAGCAUCGAGGGCCCGGCGCCUGACCAGACCGAGCACGACGCGCUGGUCGACCGCCAGACGACGGCGGCGGUACAGGUUGCUGCGACGUACAACUAUAGCUAG